This is a messenger RNA of Canariomyces notabilis, 2581 nucleotides long. RefSeq lists its product as uncharacterized. The record is from RefSeq and is a predicted model, not a curated record. Gene Ontology annotation, biological process: activation of GTPase activity; signal transduction. The transcript is spliced from 3 exons. NCBI's taxonomy places the organism in Eukaryota, Fungi, Ascomycota, Sordariomycetes, Sordariales, Chaetomiaceae. Gene Ontology annotation, molecular function: GTPase activator activity. The coding region runs from base 298 to 2355 and encodes 685 amino acids.
GCGUUAAUCGGCCAAUACCACCCUACGGUCACUCCCUGCAUCCACUCAUCCACCCGAGUUCCCAGAAAAGUCAGGGGCCUCGAACUACGGCCGGAGACGAAGCCGCAUACGCCGCGGCCGGGGCCAAAAUCCCCCACGAUUCUCUCGCGGCAUUGCCCACAUGAAAACUGCGAUCCCCGCUAUAGCCUGGGCAAUCCUCAGCAUCUGUCCAACUUCACAAAUGUUCUAAGCAACUGCUAUCCCGACAAGCCGUCGCGCGGCAACAGUCAAUGAGUAUCGUGAGCGCCGGGGUACUUGAUGAGGUUUGGACACGAAGACGGGGAUUAUCAUGGAUUAUCUGUGAACGCAAGCUGCUUUGCAGCGAGUGAUGCGAUUGUAAGAACAUCGCUCGCCCUCAGCGACUUGACGCGAGAAGUGCGCGAAUCCCAGCCCGAGCUCAACGCGCUCGAGGCCGAGCUGCGCUCUCUCGACUGCGUCUUUGACCUGCUCAAGGUCAACUUGGGGUCGCUGUCGGCUCCCCUAGCAAAGCAGACCCCCGUUGUCCUUCACACCUGUCUCACCGUGAUUGAAGAACUUCACGGGUGCCUGCUCAUCAUUAACCGGCCCGGGUUGCCUCUGGCGGAGAAAAGGUCACGAUGGCUCGCCAGUCGCCGUCAGGUCGGGAGUUUGAGGUGGACACUUGGUAUAUACAAACUAGUGCUUGGUCUUACGGCAGAUUUGGCAACUGUAUCUCAAGAGCGAGACCCGCCAAUGGUGAGAGUUCCCGGGCGGCAAACCAAGCGCGGCGGCCCGACAGAAGAUGUCUCUGAACGGGAAGUAGUAGUGGCCCGGAUUAUUGAGCUCAGCAGUGGCCUUCACAAGAGUCUGCAACAAAAUGUAGCGCUUGCGAAACUCAAACAUUACCUCGACAGCUUGCAUGCCGAGGCAGUCGCCAGCACUUACGACCACCCGGAGGCCCAAGCACUAGGUCACCCCCGAGAUGGCCGCUCAUCAUUGAACGAGACCCCCGAUAGCGCCAUCGACAUGAGUUACGACGAGGCGUGUUCGCCAAGAGGAAAACACACAGACCCGAGCCCGCCGGUGGGUGUUGCACUCAGCCCUUUGAAGGAGGCAGCGGACGAGUUCGACGGCGAACUCAACGAAAUGCCAAUCCAAACACCGCCGGUUCCUCCAAGGUCCGCCUCACGGUUCAGUCCUACGAGCACACGACCAAGCUGGUCCGAUCGAUACUCUUCCAGCACAGAUAGGACAUAUGAUUCUAAUUAUUCGAUGAGCUCUCGUCCCCCAACCGUUUCCCCGACCACACGCGGUCAGCGCCGUCCUUUUCAGGAGGGCUACUUUAUCCCCGUGACCCAGCUCGCUACCGAAGCUCGGGAUUCCUAUUCUGCAUCCGACUCGAGCAGCGAAUAUCAAAGAGGCAGUGGUUUCGGCCCGGUACUGUCCUCAGUGUGGGAGAGUUCCCAUGAAGACCUGUCGUCGCCAAUGCGUCCAACAAGCGGCUCGCAGUUCGAGAACCGGAAGCAUGAAAAUAUGGACGAUGGACGCGCCUUCCAAUUACAGCGGAGCAGCUCUAGGUUCUCAAAGGCACUUAGAACUCUCGGUCUCAAGCGCGCAUCCUCUGAGCUCGAAAUCGGGCAUCCGAAGACUGAAUCUGAGGUUUUCGGUGUAACCAUUACGCAGAGCAUGAAGGUGGCAAAGGGCGUCGCCGGUGUCAGGCACGCCGGCAGUGGCAAUUCCUCCCACACGACCCGAGCCUACCCCCUUUGCGUUCUCCGGUGCACCUAUCACAUCCGCGACUGCGGCCUGGGAACCCCCCAUCUCUUUGGCAUACAAGGCGACCAGCAACGUGUAGCGCAGCUCAAGGAGAUCUUCAGCUCGCCCGAGACCAGCUACGGGAAAGAACUGAACUGGUCUCACUUCAGCGUUCAUGACGCCGCAGAUUUGAUUCUGCUAUUCCUCUCGGAGCUCCCCAAGCCUCUCGUCUCCGGGUCCAUUGGCAAGCGCUGGAUAGCGCUCUCCCGGCAAGCUACGGUCCGUGGCUCGCUCGCCAUCCGCUUGGACCAGGGCAUCGACUUCUGGGAGGAGGCUUUGCUGGGCAUCCACGGCCGUGACCGUGAUCUUCUCAAGCUGCUGCUCAACGUAUGGGCUGACGUCACCGAGGCGGCUGAGCUGAACGACAUGACGGCUGAACGCCUGGCCAGUCGUGUCAUCAACGCGCUGAUGCAUCUCACGGCGACGCAGCGCAAUCAGACCGACUUUGUGCUUGGCCUGGCUUUUAUCAUACGCAGACGCUCGGAGGACAACAUAGCUGCGAAGGGCGUAAGGCCGGGUCCGGGGAGUAAUGGUUUUGUUUAGAUUCGUUUUUCAGGGAGUUGGGCGCAUUGGAAGGAGUACGACUGUCCGAUGUUCCAGUCAAGUACCGUCGUUACUGGGAAAUUGGAACUAAUAGUAAGGUAUUGUUUGCUGGUAUUGAGUUGCAAGUUCAUUUCCAUAAUGCUUUCUGAGGAAAUGAUACCAGGAAGUUUUGGGCGGUAGAAGGUCUCUCACUUUCGGUUGCCCUAUGCAAGCGGGGAUCAACAAU